AUUCGGGAGUAGGAGGACCAAUAUAAAACGGGCAAUGUAUCCAAAAUUCGACAUCAGUUCAAACCUUCCGAGUCCGAACGACAAAACCCAACCAAUUCCAUUAUGAAGAUGAUCAUUGCAUUCGCCGCCCUCGUGGCCGUAGCUCUCGCAGCUCCCCAACAAAACCCAUCAGAGGUCUAUGUCGUCAAGGAACAACCCCACGACAACAUCGGAGUCGGUGGUUACAGCUACAGUUACGAAUUGUCGAACGGUGAAGCCAAGCAAGAAUCGGGUCAGUUGAUAAACGCCGGAUCUGAGAAUGAGGCCGUCGUUGUAUCGGGAAGCUUCUCGUACGUGGACCCCGCAACCAACCAGAAAUACACCGUUACUUACACCGCUGAUGAGAACGGUUUCCACCCAGUCGGUGACCACAUCCCUGCCUAAAUUCUUUCAAAGAAUGUCAGAUGAUCCGACACUGCCAUAGAAACUGCUAUUUAAUAGGUCUAACGAAUGAAUUAUUGAGUGACGAAUAAAAACUAGUUGAGGACUCGUUUUACGAAA
This is a messenger RNA of Venturia canescens, 540 nucleotides long. Its product is annotated as flexible cuticle protein 12-like. Gene Ontology annotation, molecular function: structural constituent of chitin-based larval cuticle. Gene Ontology annotation, cellular component: chitin-based extracellular matrix. The record is from RefSeq and is a predicted model, not a curated record. The coding region runs from base 103 to 423 and encodes 106 amino acids. Lineage: Eukaryota; Metazoa; Arthropoda; Insecta; Hymenoptera; Ichneumonidae. The transcript is spliced from 2 exons.